Orbicella faveolata is the source of this 2517-nucleotide messenger RNA. Its product is annotated as MYG1 exonuclease-like. Lineage: Eukaryota; Metazoa; Cnidaria; Anthozoa; Scleractinia; Merulinidae. Gene Ontology annotation, cellular component: nucleus; cytoplasm. The record is from RefSeq and is a predicted model, not a curated record.
UACUUUGUCUCGUACGUUCGAUGGUUGACGACGCACGUAUUUGAUAUCUAGAGCCGGGAUCUAGAGUCACCACGGCGUUCUUUUCGCGCGUGUUACACAGUGGAGUCCGCAGGGGGUUGAGAGAGUUCUUCUGUAGAGGAUAUUGUGCAGGGUCUAGCUGGUUUGCUGUUAUGGCAGAGUUAGAACUGAAAAAUGAUAGUGACACUCCAGAAGCAAAGAAGGCAUUAAUUUCCCCAAAGAUAGGUACACACAAUGGAACUUUCCACUGCGAUGAAGCCUUAGCAUGCUUUAUGCUGAAACAGCUACCAGAAUACAGACUUGCUGAUAUUGUGCGGACUAGAAAUCAAGAGGAGCUGGCAAAGUGUGAUAUUGUUGUCGAUGUUGGUGGUGUUUAUGAAGCCGAUAAACAUCGUUAUGACCAUCAUCAACGGAGCUUUACAGGAUGCAUGAAGACACUCAGUCCAGGCAAGCCAUGGGUGACAAAGCUCAGCAGCGCAGGGCUCAUUUACCUCCAUUUUGGACAUCGGGUGAUCUCACAAGUCCUUAAGACCAAAGAAGACGACGAUGUCACCAAUAAAAUUUACAACAAAAUUUAUGAAAAUUUUAUUCAGGAAAUUGAUGCUAUUGACAAUGGAAUCAGUCAAAGUGAUGAGGAACCACGGUACAGCAUAACUACAAACCUCAGCUCUCGUGUGUCUCGGCUGAAUCCACGGUGGAAUGAUCCAAAUCCAGAUGCUGAGACACAGUUUAAAAAGGCUGUGAAUUUAGUUGGAGAAGAGCUGCUUAAUAGAAUUUGUUAUUACCGUGACUCCUGGCUUCCAGCAAGAAGUUUGGUGGAGGCUGCGAUAAUCAAAAGGAAAGAGGUCGAUCCAAGUGGAGAGAUUAUUGAGCUUGAGGGUGGUGGUUGUCCUUGGAAAGAACAUUUGUUUGAACUGGAGAAGGACUUGAAAAUUGAAGUGCCUAUUAAGUUUGUCAUAUAUUCAGACCAAAACAACAAGUGGAGAGUACAGUGUGUCUCCGUUCGUCCUGAUGCCUUUGAAAACAGACUUAGCUUGUUAGAAGAAUGGCGUGGUGUAAGAGAUGAAGCACUCAGUGCACUGAGUGGAAUCAAGGGGUGUAUAUUUGUUCAUGCUAGUGGAUUCAUUGGAGGAAAUGAGACACAAGAAGGAGCCCUUAACAUGGCCAGAAAAACUCUACGGCAUAGAGACAAUUUGUCAAAUGGAAAGAGUUUCACAGAUCCAGAGUUAAUACAAGUUGACAGCAAAGAGAUUUGACAAGGAAAUUGGUGUGUCAAAUGUGGCACAACGUAGGACAUAACUUUAUUAAGUCAUAGUGGAUUUCCAAAAUAAAUGUGACAGUGUUCAUGAAAGCAACUUUGCAAUUUUGAAAACUUUGCCUGCAUAGCUGGCAGGAAUUUUCUGCCGCUAAGUGCUUUGAUUUUGGCAGCUGAGCCAUAAAUGGGAGAACAAAGGUCUUUCAAGUAAAAUCCUGACUGCUACUUAAGUACAUGAAACUGAAUUUAAUGUCUGACCUGUCUGCUAGCAUCAUGCAAACAACUCCAGAGAUACUAAAAUAAACUUUUAGGUCACAACAGUUCAGUAAAGAUAGCUUGAGAAGGACCAUCCUUAAGGUGUAAGUCAUUUGGGUGAUAACAUGUAUGCGUAAAUCUCACAAAAAUAAAUCUACUUUUCAAUGUAAGCUAAGUUUGAAAAAUAUGUCUGACAUUGAAAAUGGUGGGCAUCUUGUGUGUUUCAUUUAAGUUAAUUUGUCUCUUUUAUACAUGCAAAUAAAUGAAAUGAAAAAAAUGCAUUGAAUACAUUAGGUGAGUUUUUAGGAAUGCUCUUCACUUGCAAAUGUUAUUUAAACUAAGGUAGUAUAAAAUUGAAACCACCACAGUUGACAUGUUUUGCUUUUCUUUUAAUGAUUUAUCUGUCCAAUGUCUUAAAUACUAUUCUACAAUGCAAGAUGUGAUGUACAUGUUACAUGUGACAUCACUUUCUCAUAAUGAGAAAAGAACAAGCCAUGCAACCCUUCCCUGCAAAGAAGGUUUCUUUACUCCAAUCUCAGGGGUUUCAUUAAGGGCUGGGCACUGGGUAAAUUGACUGGCUAUGAGGAUGAUUUCAAGUGGCUGGUUUGACCAUCUAGCGGAAAGUUUUAUCAUAAAGAACUUCAGGUCAAAUAGUUUUGCUUGCCCGUGAAAACCAGUUGACUAGCUAAACUUAUUUAAUGCUCCAAGUCUCGUAUGCAUUAGUCCUAGUGGCCAGUGAAUAGAUGUGUCAUUUCAAAUUUGAGUGAAAAGUUCAUAAUUUUUUCAGAGUUCAGUAAAUGUAUACCUGAAUGCUAGUUUAGAACCAAUGAUUGUGAGGAAAUUUUUGUUUCUUUGUGGCAAAUUUCAUGUCUUUAUUUAUUCCUUUGGUUGUGUGGGAAUUUGUAGUCACUUAUCUCAACCAUUACAGCUAAAGGCAUUGUAAUGUGAUGAAACUUGACAAUAAAAUAUUUCAACAAAUUUCCUACCUA